This is a messenger RNA of Nothoprocta perdicaria, 2402 nucleotides long. It is a transcript of the gene SGO1, whose product is annotated as shugoshin 1. NCBI's taxonomy places the organism in Eukaryota, Metazoa, Chordata, Aves, Tinamiformes, Tinamidae. Bases 133 to 1941 code for a protein of 602 amino acids. Gene Ontology annotation, cellular component: chromosome, centromeric region; nucleus. The transcript has 9 exons. Gene Ontology annotation, biological process: meiotic chromosome segregation. The record is from RefSeq and is a predicted model, not a curated record.
CCGCAACCGUAACCGUCAACAGUCGUAACUGCCAACAGCCGCAACCGCCAACAGCCGCGUCGCGCGCGGGGCUGCCCCGCUGCCCUCUACACCGAGCGCGGCGGCUGCUGCUGCUACCACCAGAGGUAGAAGAUGGCUGAACACCUGAAAAAGACCUUUAAAGACAGUCUGAGUGAUAUAAAAGAACGAAUGAAAGAAAAGAGAAAUCAGAAAUGGAUAAGGCUGGGUAAAAGCAACCAGAUCUCAAAUGUGAAGUGUAAAAAAGCAACCACCAGUUCAAUGCAAAUGAAGAGUAUUCAAGCAAAUAACAGAGCUCUAGCAGUGGCACUGCAAGAAGAAAAGCUCAAACUCAAGGAAGCCCAGGCAACAAUCCUUCAUUUAAGGGAAGAAUAUCAGGAUCUGAAGGUUCAGAUGUUUGAUUUGCAGAGAAAACUUAGGUUUGAGAGAGCACAAGGUUCUUUCAAGACUCGGCUGUCAGCCUUGAACAAGAUCAUUUCAAAAGUUUCCCAGAACUUACUGGACUCUGUUGAUCUCCUUGGCCCAGCAAAGGAUUUGUGUUUCACAGAUGUAAACCAGAGUGUGCUUUCUGCAGUUCCUGAAAAUAAUUCUGGUGCCAUAGGACAAGUGUGUUCUGUGAGUUCACCACUUGUUAAUGGAGAUGAUUGUGUACUUCGAAGGGAGAUGGAGGCUGGUGAUGAUGGAAAUGAGCUGUCUCAGUCUAUGUCAGAGAUCUGCCAGGAACCUGAAAAUGGUGUUUCACUAACAAACAUAUUUCUGGACAAAGGGCAAACAUGUGAUUUCCAUCUGGAUAACGCAAUGUCAGAGUUGGAAAAUGUUUCUUCAAGUGAAAAGGAUAAGCAGUUUGGUAAUGUGUUACCAAAAAGUGUGUCCACCAGGCGUCGCUGUUCAAAACUGGGAACUCAUGAUGAACUUUGCACUGGUGCCUUGGACCAUCCAGAACCCUCUGAUUCAACCAGAGCACUUCCUGAACAGGAUGAAACUAGACUUGCAGAAAGUCUAGAGGAAUGUACUGUAGAAAACAUUAAUUCAGCUAUUUCUCAGUUGAAUAAAAGCACGUCAGGUUCAGAGCUGGCAUUGAGGCGGGUACAUUUUGCAGCUGCCCAGUUAAAUUCAGACGACAACUCUGAUUUUAAACAACAUGAGCAUAAAAGCAGAGAAGACUCUCAAGUAAGGAGAGAAAAGCGUCCGAAGAAAAAAAUGGAAAGGACUAAAAAUACGUCCAGACCAAGAUCAAAGAAGAGACAGGGUAAAGAGGCUUCCAAAGAAAAGUCGGACUUCUUAGAUGGCUCCAGUGAUGCUUACAACUUUCAUUUUGAAGAGUCUGUUCAUGUUACACCUUUUCGACAAAAUAGAGUGAAUGACACAGAUACCAGUAUGGAUGACAAAAAAGCUUUACCUGAAAGUGAUCACACMGAGUUGAGCACUACUGAAGAAGAUUCAGAUGAUAGCAUGUAUGUUCCUUAUAAAUCAAAAAAAAGGAAARGCUCAAUGGGCCAAAAUGACAAGUCACCAAUCCAUGCAAGACCAAGAUCUAAGAGAUGUCUGGCACAGCAUGAGCAGAAACUCCAAAAUGAAAAAGAAACUAAAAGCAGUAAAUCAAGUGACAAGUCUAUUAGAGAGCCUCUUGAACCAUCUCGUGGUCUCUGUGAUGUUACCAACACUGCUUCCUCACUUCUCCCAGAAAAUGGGCUUGCUGUCCCACCAAGCAAAUUGUCUCCAGCUCCAAAACGCAAGAGAAGCUGUACUCUUACUGUGAGCUAUAAAGAACCAAGCAUUGCAGGGAAGCUUAGAAGAGGAGAUCCAUUCACAGAUACAUAUUUUUUGAAUUCUCCAAUUUUCAAGCAGAAAAAAGAUGCUAAACGUCGUUCUCCUAAAGAAUCCCUGUCAAAAUACAAUGAGAAAUUUGUUGGUUGUCGUUGAGAAUUCCCAUCACUCCUGUAAAACUAUGAAGAAAGGAGAUUUUUACACAAACUAUUACACAAUAACAUCUGAUGCAAUAUGCAGUUACGUUGAAGUAUCUAAUUUUAAGGAUGUAAAAUUGAGGUUUUGUGUUUUUAACUUAGUGACUUGUUUUUAAAUGAAAUUUAUCUUGAAGACAUAAGACAUAAUUCGGAUGAYUCUGUUCAGACACUUCUGGGAGAACGCAUGCCUGCAAUAUGAGUGUGUGAGUAUGUCAGAAGUGAUGAUCACUGUUCUUUCCAUCAAAUACCUAUAUAUAAAACCCUACUUGAUGUCACAGUGACUGGCAUAAGUGAAUUUGAAUUGGCUGAGAUCACUGGAUUUUUUUUUUAAAUCAUGUUUGUGCGUAUCUUUUUUUUUUUUAUUCCAAGCUUGUAGUUUCAUAGUGAAGCUCAUAAUAAAUGUUUUCGUGCUGAAAAGAA